UUGUUUUGGCCAGGAAAUUUCAUCUUUUGUUUUCUUUCUUUUAUUUUAUUUGAAGCCACAUCUGUUCUUCGGUCGGGGCUUCAGAAAUCAGAAUUUUGUGAGUGAGGCGCCAUUGGAGCAGAACAGAGAGCAGACUCCAUCUCUUUUAUCCUUGUAAAACUUACCAAGCUAUGUUCCCACCUGCUCGGCGUAGCUUCCUCUUUAUCCCUCGCUUUUACUCUGCUUUCUUCUACUCUUCUUCUUUGGAAAAUGAUGCUCUGGGCCCCCCUCCAGUUGUUCACUCUCGAAGAGUAGUCGUCACCGGGUUGGGAAUGGUGACUCCUUUGGGUUGUGGGGUGGAGACGACAUGGAAUCGUUUGGUGAAAGGAGAGUGUGGGAUUAGAGCUUUGUCCAUGGAUGAUCUUAAGAUGAAUACCUUCGAUACUGAGACCCAGUUGCACGCCUACGAGCAGCUCACUUCCAAAGUUGCUGCAAUGGUGCCUUGUGGAACAAGCCUUGGACAGUUCAAUGAGGAUUUGUGGCUUCAUUCUAAGGAUCACAGGUCAAUCUCAAGGUUUAUAGGAUAUGCAUUAUGUGCUGCCGAUGAAGCUCUGAAAGAUGCAAAUUGGGCACCUGCAGAGCAGGUUCAGAAGGAAAGAACGGGAGUUUCAAUUGGUGGGGGAAUUGGAAGCAUGAGUGACAUACUAGAGGCAGCACAAUUAAUUUGUGAGAAGCGUAUGCGUCGGCUUAGUCCAUUUUUUGUUCCACGGAUAUUAAUCAAUAUGGCAUCUGGCCACGUGAGCAUGAAGUAUGGAUUCCAGGGACCAAAUCAUGCUGCAGUAACUGCUUGUGCUACUGGUGCACAUUCUAUUGGUGAUGCUGCAAGGAUGAUUCAGUUUGGAGAUUCAGAUGUUAUGGUGGCUGGAGGAACUGAGGGCAGCAUUGAUGCGUUAUCUGUAGCUGGAUUUUGUAGGUCUAGGGCUUUGACUACAAAGUACAAUUCCACCCCUCAAGAAGCUUCAAGGCCGUUUGACUGUUCAAGAGAUGGGUUCGUGAUAGGUGAAGGUUCUGGUGUCUUGGUGUUGGAGGAACUUGAGCAUGCAAAAAGACGAGGAGCAAAAAUCUAUGGGGAGCUUCGUGGAUAUGGGACAGCUGGUGAUGCAUAUCAUAUCACUCAACCGCAUGUUGAUGGAAGAGGUGCUAUUCUGACAAUGACACGUGCCUUAAAGCAGUCUGGUCUUCAUUAUAAACAAGUGGAUUACAUUAAUGCUCAUGCUACAUCAACACCUUUGGGUGAUGCUGUAGAAGCUAAUGCCAUCAAAAGUAUCUUCUCCGACCAUGCAACAUCAGGUGCUUUGGCUUUGUCUUCCACAAAGGGAGCUGUUGGUCAUCUCCUUGGAGCAGCUGGAGCUGUUGAAGCAAUCUUUGCGGUUUUGGCCAUAUAUCAUGGAAUAGCACCAUUAACACUUAAUCUCAACAAACCAGAUCCAGUAUUUAAGGAUGCGUUUAUGCCUUUAAAAGCUUCGAAAAAGAUGUCAAUAAGAGCUGCUUUGUCAAAUUCAUUUGGCUUUGGAGGAACAAAUGCGUCCCUGUUGUUCACCUCUGCUCCUUGACGAUCAGUUGGCUCUUCAUUGUCAUGUCGCAUAAGCCAUAAUCCAGAUGUGGGGUAAUUUUUUUUGGCCAAAUGUGAGAUUAGCAGACAGAGAAAUUGCAGCCUGUAGCUUGAGAGAUUUUGCAGACAAAAAUGAAUGCAAGCAUUGCUGUCUCAUUAAUUUUGUGGUUCAUCUCCACUGUUUCUUAGGAUUUUAGUUGUAAAUUUUGAGUGAGCUUGGUUUUGGGUGCUGACGCUGACCCUUUUUUGGCAGCACAAGAAGUUGUUGUCAAGGCUUUUUUUUUA
This is a messenger RNA of Humulus lupulus (European hop), 1876 nucleotides long. RefSeq names its product 3-oxoacyl-[acyl-carrier-protein] synthase, mitochondrial. Gene Ontology annotation, biological process: fatty acid biosynthetic process. The record is from RefSeq and is a predicted model, not a curated record. NCBI's taxonomy places the organism in Eukaryota, Viridiplantae, Streptophyta, Magnoliopsida, Rosales, Cannabaceae. The coding region runs from base 171 to 1592 and encodes 473 amino acids. The transcript has 14 exons. Gene Ontology annotation, molecular function: 3-oxoacyl-[acyl-carrier-protein] synthase activity.